Saprolegnia parasitica CBS 223.65 is the source of this 1293-nucleotide messenger RNA. RefSeq lists its product as hypothetical. The record is from RefSeq and is a predicted model, not a curated record. The coding region runs from base 1 to 1293 and encodes 430 amino acids. Lineage: Eukaryota; Oomycota; Saprolegniomycetes; Saprolegniales; Saprolegniaceae. Gene Ontology annotation, molecular function: DNA ligase activity; manganese ion binding; RNA ligase activity. The transcript has a single exon. Gene Ontology annotation, biological process: RNA repair; RNA processing; DNA repair.
AUGUUCACGAUCGGUCAAGCGCCCAACGACGCGGUCGUGUUCCUCGAGAAGGACCAUCUCGACCGCGAGACGCUCAAGCAGAUCGAAGCCAUCGCGGCCCAUGCCUCGGUCGCACACGCGCGCAUCAUGCCGGACGCCCACAAAGGCAACGGGUGCUGCGUCGGCUUUACGUGUCACUUGACGCCAACGGUCUUGCCGGGACUCAUUGGUGGUGACAUUGGCUGCGGCGUCGCGCUGCACCCGCUGCCGUCGUCUGCGAUCGUCAAGAAGCAGUCGCUCGCGCGCCUCGAUCGCAUCAUCCAGGAGGUCGUGCCCAUGGGCAAUGGCCACGACCGCGUGCAUGCAACGCCGGUGAUUGCGCCGGCGCAGUACGCUCCGUUCUUUGCCCAGGCGCAGGUCGACGCCGUCGCGUUCGUUGACGCCUUUGGCGCCAAGUUUCAGCUCGACCUGACGCCGCACAUGCCCACGUACAACGACGCAUACUUGCGCGAUCUCUGCGCUCGGACGCGGUCCGACUACGACUACGACCUUUGCGCGCUCGGCACCUUGGGCGGCGGCAACCACUUUAUUGAAGUCAACGUCUGCGAGGCGACCGAGGACGUGUACGUGGCCGUGCACACGGGAUCCCGCAACAUUGGCCAAAAGAUUGCGCGGUACCAUUACGAGCAAGCGGCGGGUGGUGACGCGCCGCAACAAACGCUGGGGCAAAGUGACGACGACGUCACGGGCGUCCAGCCGCAACGUGGCGCGCUGGCGGGUGCCGCGGCCGCGGCAUAUUUUUUCGACAUGAUUUGGGCGCAGACGUAUGCGCGCAUGAACCGCCGCGCCAUCUUGUCGCUCGUGCUCGCGCAUGCGACGACAGCGACCUAUGACGCGACGCGCGUCAUCGAGUCGACGCACAACUACAUCGAUUUCCGCGACCUCGUCGUGCGCAAGGGCGCGAUUCGGUGCCACGCCAACGAGCUCUGUGUCGUGGCACUCAACAUGCGCGACGGAAUCCUUCUCUGUCGCGGGCGCGGCAACGCAGCGUGGAAUUACUCGGGCCCGCAUGGCUGCGGGCGGCUGCGGGCUCGCAAGCGCGCGGGGGCCGCACAGAAAGGGCAUGGCGUCGCGGCCGCCAUGCGCGGCUUUGUCGCCGAGAUGGGCGACGUCUAUUCGACGUGUGUCGUGCCAGCCACGCUCGAUGAACGCCCGUCGGCGUACCGAGACGCAGAUCUGAUCUCGUCGGCGCUUGCGCCCACCGCAGACAUCGUGGCUCAUGCAAGGACCGUGCUCAACGUCAAAGGCCACUAG